Messenger RNA from Paramacrobiotus metropolitanus, 1988 nucleotides. RefSeq names its product DNA-dependent metalloprotease dvc-1-like. Gene Ontology annotation, biological process: DNA damage response. The record is from RefSeq and is a predicted model, not a curated record. The coding region runs from base 388 to 1659 and encodes 423 amino acids. Gene Ontology annotation, molecular function: metalloendopeptidase activity; single-stranded DNA binding; polyubiquitin modification-dependent protein binding. The transcript has 5 exons. Lineage: Eukaryota; Metazoa; Tardigrada; Eutardigrada; Parachela; Macrobiotidae. Gene Ontology annotation, cellular component: nucleus.
CUUCGGAAAGUGAAAAAUUGGUGGAAAAACUGGUUUCUGUCUUUCUGAAGAAACGAUCCCCUCCGCCCUUGGGAGCAGGACAGACUCAUAAGACUUAAGAGGACAAGAUAUUUCGAUGAAAGAACACUCUACGCCAACGACAAAGGAAAAGGUUCUGUUUUAGAAUUAAGUUUUGAACAGUUUUGCCUGUCAGUCUGUCACUGGUAAAGUACCAUCGCUACUUCACCAGCACAAUAAAUACUGGCUGACAGUGGCUGACACAACAUCGAACGGCAAAAAGUGGAGAUUUGGAGUUUGGGAGUUUGACCUCUAGCAAAGCUGCCAUUGUAAAUUUUUAUGGACUGUUAUUAAUAAUCCCAUAUCAGAUUUGAGGAUCGGAGAAAGAAGAUGGCUCAGUGGAAAGAUCACGGCAUGGCAAAAACAGCCAUGCCAGUUCAGUACGGCUUCGAGGACGUUAGCGAAGAAGAUUCUGCUGCCAUUACUGUAAUACUUAUCGAGGAUUGUGACGAAUAUCAAGAUGCUGUUCAAAUCCAACAGGAUGCAGAACUGGCCCGGGUACUUUCCGAAAUGCCUGUAUUGUAUGACGAAUUGCCUUCGUCGGCAUCUGAGAAGCGUGACAUGGUGAAGCGAAAAGUGCAUCCUGAUUAUAAUUCGGGAUUGUCGCCCGUGGAUCCAGAAUGGGAGAUGCUUGACCCAACUCCAGACAUACAUGCGUUGUUUAUACAGUUUGAUCGCGCGUACUUUGCGAACACUCUCGGCAAUGUGGAAGUGAAGUGGAGCAAACAGAUGAUGUCAUGCGCUGGGAUUUGUCGCUAUCAGUAUCGAGCCGGAUACUGUUCCAUUGGGCUCAGUUUACCCUUGCUCAAGUUGCGUCCGCGGAAAGAUCUGGUCGAGACAUUACUGCACGAGAUGAUUCAUGCGUAUCUGUUUGUUACUAACAACAAUAGCGACCGCAACGAUCACGGAGAUAAUUUUCACGAGCACAUGGAUCGCAUUAACAAGCAAACGGGUGCUAACAUUACGGUCUACCAUUCUUUCCAUGAUGAAGUGGAGCACUACCGCCAGCAUAUAUGGCGUUGCAACGGUCCUUGCCAGUCUGAAAAGCCAUAUUUUGGGUUCGUCAGGCGUUCACGUAAUCGUGCUCCAUGCGCCGCUGACAAUUGGUGGCCCGCUCAUGCUGCCAAGUGUAACGGAGUGUUUAUUAAAAUCAGUGAGCCGGAGGGGUUUAAGAGCAGGAAAAGAAAAAACCCAGAUCUAGAGGUAGUCCAGCAAGAUGCUGUAUUACCUGGACCAUCGGGAGUUUUAGCGCCGCGGCCCUCUGGAACCUCUGGUAGUGACAAAGGAGCCCCUUUGCACCAAGUUCAGCGCUGGACAACGCGGACCCCGGGUUUACUGAUGGGCAGCGGAAAUGAGAAUAAAAGCACGACUCUGCUUUUCAACCUCCGUACUACAGGCGGUAGCAGUGGCAUAAAUUCUACCAAUGGUAUUGAUGCCCUUGGUGGAACUAAUCGCCUGCCAGACCAGUUGCCUGUUGUGAAAAAAUCAUCGAAACAUCAGUCCUCACUGGAUAACUACUUUGGGAUUACUGGGAAAAGUGCGGUGAAAGGUCCGCUAAAACCCAGUGCUUCGAAUUCGGUGGACAUCAUUGUCAUCGAUUAAUCGAUUAGCGUGAAGGUUACGAAACUGCAUAGUAUGCACAGUAUCCAAGCUUUGAAUCCUAUCAGCCACUUUCUUACGUUGUAUUUUGUGCGGAAUUCCUUGCUCGGAAUACGCAAAGCAUCUCUUUUCGAUGCCUUUUGAAAUUUAUGUGAUGAAAUACUGAUACUGGUUUUUUUGUUUCACUUUGUAACAUGUGGAUUUUAUUCUUUACCUGUGUAUUUUGAAUUAUGAUCUUGAGGAGCCUUCCUUUUUUUCGAAAUGGGAUGUUAAUACUGCUACUUUUUGUAACCAUUGCUCAAAGUUUGAACUUCAAAUGAAUCUCGCGUUUG